AUGGAUCAACCAGGCAUGAAUGAAUCAGGGAUGACACAACCAGGUGUAAGCCAACCAGCUAUGAGUCCACCAGACCUGAGCCCACACAACAUGCAACAACCAGGGACAAGUCAGCCAUACAUGAACCAGCCAAGCAUGAACCAACCAGGCAUGAAUGAACCAGGUGUGACAAUACCAGACUCAAGCCAAUCAGAUAUAAAUCAAGCAGGCCAGAGCCAACCCAAUAUGAAACAACCGUGGUCAAGCACGAACCAACCAGGCAUGUACAAAACAGACAUGAGCCAACAAAGUAUGAGGGAGUCAGACCCAAGACAACUGGAUAUGAAACAACCAAGUGCAAGUCAACCAGGUAUGAAACAAGCAGGCAUGUGGCAACCAGGCCCACCCACUCUGGAUAUGAAACCAGUAAACCCAUGGCAAUGGGACCCAGAGUAUUCAGGCAGGGGACCACCAGACAUGUGGCAAACAACCCAAAGUAAUCAGGGAACAGGGCAAUCAGAUACAGUGCAACAAGACCCUAGCUGUGCAGAACAGAAACAACCAGAUACAUGGAAACAGGACCCAAGUUUUCCAGGAAUGAAAGAAACAGAACCAUGGCAAUGGGAAUCAAGCCCUACAAAUGUGAGACAAAUAGAUGCAUGGAAGUGGGGCCCAGACCAUCCAGGCAGCAAACAAUUAAAUUUAUGGCAACCACAAUUAAGUGACUCAUCUACCAGACAAUAUGACUUGAGACAAGAAGUUCCCAUUGAACUUGUUACGAAGCAACUUGAUACAUGGCAACUAGUCCCUAAUCAACAAGGCAAGACACAAUCAAGCUCAGGUCAACAGGGUCCUAGCCAACAAACUAUGAGACAUUCAGUCACAUGGCAAACAGAUCCUAGCCCACUAGCAAGAAAAUUGUCAGGUUCAUGGCAUGUGGGCCUCAACCAAUCAGGUAUGGAGCAGUUGAAUACAUGUCAAACAGGCUUCGGCCAAAGGUACGGCAUGUGUCAAUCAAGUGCCAGCCAAUCAAGCAUGAAAGAGUUGGGCACAUGGCAAUCAAGUAGCUGUCAACCAGAUAUGAUAGAUGUGGAUGUAUGGCAAUCAGGCACCAGCCAACCAGGCAUGCAACAGAUGAAUCCAUGGCAAUGGGGUCCCAACUACCCAGGCAAUAUACAACCAGGCCAAUGGUCACCAGGCCCCAAUGCUCUGGAUGUGAGACAAUUAGAUUCAUGGCAACCAGUCCAACCUGGCAUGAAAUAUUCAGACUCAGGGCCAUGGGGUCCAAGCCACUCAGAUAUGAGACAAUCAGAUUUAUGGCAACCAAGCCCCUGCCAAUUAGUCACAAGACAAUAUGAUGCAUGGCAGCAAAAUCCCAGCAUGCCUGGUGUUAGACAAUUAUACACAUGGCAGCCAACCCCAAGUUUCUCUGACAUAAGACAAUUAGAAAAAUGGCAACCCUGCCCUAUCAAUCCAAACAUGGAACAAUCAGAUAAUUAUUGGGAAGCAGUGUCAAGGCAACGAGGAACCACUCAGUUAGGCACAAACCAAUUAGAUACAAACCAACCUGAUGGCACCCAGUCAAGCCAAGGAGGAAAGACACAAUCAGAUAAAUCAGAACCAAGUCCAAGCAAACCAGAGAUGAAAGGUAGUCCAUCAGACACUAUCCAGUCAGACUCAGAUCAACUACACAUAAGCCAACCAGGUCCAAGUCAAUUAGAGCCAGGUGAACCAAGCAUGAGUGAUUUAAAUGAAAGUCAACAAAGAAUUACACAACGGCCCACUGGGAAAAAAAAUACUUGCUCCUUCUUCAUAAGACCUGCUAAACCUGAAGAUUGCCCAGAUAUCCUGAAAUUGAUUAAAGAACUGGCUUCCUAUGAAGGCAUGCAAGAAAAAGUGUCAUUAACAGAACGGGAUUUAUUCAGGGAUGGUUUUGGGGACAAUCCACUUUUCUACUGCUUGAUUGCUGAAGCACCCAGUGAACAGACAGAAUCAGGAGUCAAAACCAUUGGAUUUGCCAUGUACUACUUCACUUAUGACCCACGGAUUGGCAAACUGCUUCACCUAGAGGAUUUUUAUAUCACUGAAGACUAUCAAGGUAUAGGUAUUGGGGCUGACAUGCUGAAGAAGCUAAGUCAGAUAGCCAUCAACACCGAAUGUUGUGGCAUGCAGUUUCUUGUCAUCAUUUGGAAUCAGGAUUCUGUUGAGUACUACACUCGCCUAGGGGCUUUAGACCUCUCCUGUGAGGAAGGCUGGCAUUUGUUCAGAUUUAACUUGGAUGAUCUCCUGGAACUUGCAGAAGAAGAAUGAACACAAAACAAAAAAUAAAACAAAAUAGUAACAACUCAUCACAACAUAGGCCUCAACAUUUGAAUGUCGCCUGAGAAACAUCACUUUGACAUCAAAUGUUGUAAAAUAAAGCAGGUGAACGC
Mus pahari (shrew mouse) is the source of this 2411-nucleotide messenger RNA. RefSeq names its product spermidine/spermine N1-acetyl transferase like 1 (gene Satl1). Lineage: Eukaryota; Metazoa; Chordata; Mammalia; Rodentia; Muridae. The transcript is spliced from 6 exons. The coding region runs from base 1 to 2289 and encodes 762 amino acids. Gene Ontology annotation, molecular function: N-acetyltransferase activity. The record is from RefSeq and is a predicted model, not a curated record. Gene Ontology annotation, cellular component: cytosol.